UAGUUGAAGUGUAACGUCUAAAGAGCAGACUUAAACAAACGGCAGAGUUAGCCAAAAGUCUGUAGAAUUACAUAAAAAGAAAGUGUAGAGUUUGAAUCAGUUACGAACUAUAACUAUAAGAAACUUAUUAGCUUCUCUUAAGCUAUGCAAAUGCCUAUUCCUCUGCCUCACAAAAUCUGUAUAAAUAGACUCAGCUUCUAAGCAUUUCCACCCAUCAUUUUUUCAUCUGAUAAACACCAAAAGACAUACUAAUGGCUUUCAAGAUUGUUCUGUUUCUCAUUUUAAGUCUCACAUCGGCUGUGAUUGCUAAUGGGGAUGGUCUGGUCGAAUCAAAUGGAAGUCUAGUUGAGUGCUGGAAUGCGUUGGUAGAGAUCAAAUCGUGUUCUAAUGAGAUUGUUCUGUUUUUCUUGAAUGGUCACACUGAUAUUGGGACAGACUGUUGUCGUUCUAUUGCGAUCAUCACUCGUAAUUGCUGGCCUGCGAUGCUUACUUCCAUUGGGUUCACUGCUGAACAAGGAUAUAUACUGCGAGGCUAUUGUGAUAAUUCAGCUUCUCCUUCCACUUCAGAUGCUCCUGCUGCUGCUCCUUCGCCCGUUGUUGCUGCCUCCCCAAUGCAACAUUUUUCCACUAAUAUAAUAUCCCAUGACCCCUGGUUUGCUUACUUUAAGGCCUAUAUUGCAUGGAAACCCGUCAAGUCCUUCCGUUUCCGUUUAUGA
Mercurialis annua (annual mercury) is the source of this 716-nucleotide messenger RNA. RefSeq names its product egg cell-secreted protein 1.4-like. The transcript has 2 exons. The record is from RefSeq and is a predicted model, not a curated record. NCBI's taxonomy places the organism in Eukaryota, Viridiplantae, Streptophyta, Magnoliopsida, Malpighiales, Euphorbiaceae. Bases 252 to 716 code for a protein of 154 amino acids. Gene Ontology annotation, biological process: double fertilization forming a zygote and endosperm.